Lasiosphaeria miniovina is the source of this 3867-nucleotide messenger RNA. Its product is annotated as tubulin folding cofactor D C terminal-domain-containing protein. The transcript is spliced from 3 exons. The coding region runs from base 1 to 3867 and encodes 1288 amino acids. NCBI's taxonomy places the organism in Eukaryota, Fungi, Ascomycota, Sordariomycetes, Sordariales, Lasiosphaeriaceae. The record is from RefSeq and is a predicted model, not a curated record. Gene Ontology annotation, biological process: microtubule cytoskeleton organization; tubulin complex assembly; post-chaperonin tubulin folding pathway. Gene Ontology annotation, molecular function: GTPase activator activity; beta-tubulin binding.
AUGGACGCUCCUGAGGAGGACCUCGACAUCAAGCUGCAGAAGGCGUCGAGCGAGCUGAUUGCCGAUUUCGACCGGUCGCUAGGUCCAUUUCUCCGCAAGGCCGAUGGCUCGGGCUCGGGUUCGGGCGGGACCAAGACGACGCCGGUGCGGUCGCGAGUGCGCGCCCGGGAAACGGGGCGAUUGAUCUCCUCGCUGCUGGACCCCUUUCAAGAACUGCCUCAGCUCCUGGACCCCCACCUGCCACGGUGGCUGCCCCUCCUGGCCGAUGCCUUUCUCGAGUACCAGGAGGCCCGCCGCCGCCAGCCAAAGGUGCUGUCGACACGCUCCGAGCUGCUGAUGCCCCUGCCCACCGCCAUCUGCAAGCUGCUGUACACCUUUUGCAAGAUCCGCGGCGAGAAGGUCAUCGUGCGCUUCCUCGGAAACGAGACACGGUACCUCGAGCUCCUGCUCUCCGCCGUCGAGGAGGCCGAGAGACGCAAGGCGACGGCCACGGCUACAGCCUCCCAGUGGACUUGGGAGGAGCGCUACGUGGUGCUGCUCUGGCUGUCGCAUCUGAUGCUGGCUCCCUUUGACCUCGCCACCAUCUCGUCGGUCGAGGUUGAUGACGACGACCUCCCGCGCAUCGCCGGCUUCCGCUGGCCCGCAAAGCUGCCCGGCAUCACCACGCGGAUCCUGCCCCUGGCCAUCAACUACCUCGCAUCUCCCGGUAAGGAGCGCGACGCCGCCAAGGCCCUGCUUGUCCGCAUCGCCAUGCGCAAGGACAUGCAGCAGCUCGGCCUCCUCGACGCCCUGGUGCCGUGGGCUAUGGCAGCGCUCUGGCCUGAAAAGCACGAACCUGAGCCCGCUGCCGAACUGAAAACCCCCUAUCACUACAUCGGCCUGCUGUCAUUUCUCUCGGGGAUCCUGGUUGCGUCGGCCGACACGUCCGACAUGGACCGCCACCUGGUGACGCUGUUUAAUCUGGUGCACGAAGCUGCUUCCGAGGAGGCCCGGCCAGAAGCAGCGGCAGCACGGUCUUCUGUGCUGUCGUCAUCGGCCCUGGCCCGGAAGAUGGCGAUCAAGGUGGUUCGCGCCAUUGCCGUGUUAACCCUACGGCAUCCCCAGCAAGACGACGUGCAGACGCAGCUGGUCGAAACGACCAUCGGCUUCCUGCUAGAGAGUCUCGGGGACAACGACACGCCCGUGCGGCUCGCGGCGAGCAAGGCCCUCAGCGUCAUCACGCUCAAGCUCGAUGCUGAUAUGGCGUCGCAGGUCGUCGAGGCAGUCCUCGACUCGCUCAACCGCAAUGUGCUGCGUGUAAAGGGAGACCCAACCAAGAAGAACCUCAGCGCCGUCAAUCCGCUCGAAUGGCACGGGCUGAUGUUGACACUGGCCCACCUCCUUUACCGCCGGUCACCGCCCGCCGAAACGUUGUCUGACAUCGUGCACGCGCUGUUGCUAGGGUUGUCAUUUGAGAUGCGCAGCGCCUCUGGCGGAUCUAUGGGCACCAACGUGCGCGACGCCGCGUGCUUUGGCAUCUGGGCGCUCGCGCGCCGCUACACUACGAAGGAGCUGCUUGCCGUUCCGACGACGUCGGCAUCGGUGGCCGGCGCGCACAAUCCGCAAGCAUCGAUCCUGCAAAUCCUCGCGACCGAGCUGGCCGUCGCUGCGUCCCUGGAUUCCGCUGGCAACAUCCGCCGCGGAUCCUCGGCCGCACUGCAGGAGCUCAUCGGCCGCCACCCAGACACGGUCGACAACGGCAUCGCCGUCGUCCAGGCCGUCGACUACCAUGCUGUGGCUUUGCGGUCGCGCGCUCUGCGCGACGUGGCUAUGGCAGUGACCAGGCUGUCGCCUCAGUACGGCGAGGCGAUCCUCGACGGCCUCCUUGGCUGGCGCGGCAUCGGCGACGGAGACGCAACAGCGAGACGCGCGGCGGCUGCCUCCUAUGGUAUGAUAGCAGGGGAGCUGGCUGCCACCGGCGAGAAUCCUGUGCAGAAGCUCAACGAUUCGGCUGCGCUCGUGCUGCACUACGUCAAGUCGCUGCAAGCUCGGCAGGUUGAGGAGCGACACGGCCUUCUCCUUAGCUUUGCCGCCGUGCUCGAUUCGCUCCCUGCUACUGUACGAGGAGUGAAAGUGGCGGAUAGCGAGGGAAAGCCUGCACUAGACGACCUCGUUCGUCUUUCAACAAGUGCGUUGAUAGAUAUUCUGAGCGACUGCGACACGCAAGCCUACCGCCGGCCUGAGUUGGUCGCAGAGGCCGCGAGCAGGCUCACCAUCGCAUCGUUCCCGGUGCUACAAGCCAGUGCCCUGCUCACCAGCCAAGAGGUUCUAGACAAUGCUAAUGUGUCUCGAGGGGUCCUGCGCACUGGUACAGAGCUGGUAUCCAACGGCAGCAGCACCGAGAUAUCUACGCUCGUCAACACUCUAGCCGUAACGACACAGCCGACUACGGAACGCUUCGUGAGCCUCGCCAAGUCCAUUCUUGGCAAGUGGCUGGCUAGGCCAGAGCAGGAAGUUAUCUCGGCCGCAUCCGAGGCUGGGCUUGUCCUGCUCGUGUUCUGUCCCCGCACCGAGCGCGAGCAAGUCAUCCGCGGUUGGGCCAACGCCGUGCGGCGCCGCCCGACCUCGACAGCAGCCCGCGCGAGUGCGGCAGGCGGUGGCUACUUCUCGGCGCUGGUCAUGUCGUAUUCCAUUAUCCCCAGCCUAGAGCUACCGAGCCAUGAGGAGGGAGCGGCUCUAGUUGCCGGCGCCCUCGUCGACCGCUGGGCACAGGACAAGGACAUCGAGGCCCGGGUGGCUAUCCUUUCUAGCCUGAUGCGCAGCGACCUCCUACGGCAGAACACGGGCGCGUUCCUGGGGCUUCUGGUCGAGGGCCUGGAUGACUACACGAUUAACGCUCGCGGCGACGUCGGGUCACACGUCCGCCUCCAGGCACUAAGGGCCAUCAAAUCACUGUGGGAGGUGGUGCUUGGGGAGGGCGAAGAGAAAGGGGGCGCUGAUAGUGACGAGGAAACGGUGCAGGAUGUAGUGUCGGAGCUGUUCCUGCGCGUCUUGCGGCUUGCGGCGGAGAAGCUUGACCGCGUCCGCGUCGAGGCACAGGCGGCGCUGGGCCUGGCGUUGAAGCUGAGCUACGCCGCCGACCUGCGGAGGUCCACCUUCUCCUCCAAGUCGUACUUCCGCUUCCUGCUCGAGCUGCUCGCCCAUGGCGACUGGCUGCACCCCGUCGUCGCUGCUGCCAUGGCGGCCCGCACGGACCCGUGGAUGGAGGAGCUGAUGGAGGGCUUCGUGUCCUCGGCCGACACGGGCAACGAGGAGCUAGUCAUCGCCACGCGGGCGGCGCUGUGCGAGUUUUGCGGCUCCGCGGAACAGAAUGCCGCCGCCAUCUGCACGGCCCUUGUCGCAAACCUAAAGAAGCGCACAGCUGCUACAGACAAUACUAGUGGCCAGGACAGAGUCCUGAUACCAACGCUCGAGGUCACGGCGUUUCUGUGUCGCGCGGGCAUCUUCGCGGCCUGCCCUCGCGGAACCGUCAACUACAAGAGCUUGUGUCUGUAUGUGCAGCGGGCGGGCUACAAGUCGGGUAACGUGCGUAAGAUCGAGGCGUGCGUCAAGGUGUACGCCGCCAUCGCGGGGGGGGGCACUGCGACUGCAGGUGGAGACGGGGGUGUCGCCGAGGCCUGCAAGCGGCUCGCCGCCCUACUGGUCCAUCCCUGGCCCCACGUCCGCAACCUGGUCGUCGACGAGGUCUGGGCGCUACUGACGGCGUUUGGCGGCGCCGGGGCCGACGCUCCUGCUGCUGCGGAGAAGCUCAAGGGCGUCGACUGGGGCCGCGCCGACAAGGCUGCGGUUAGGAGCCUGGUUGAGGCUCUCGGGUUGACGGCUGCCUAG